AUGAAUUACUAUAAGAAAAAUAAUAAUGGUUGGAUUUUAUGUCCAUCAAAAAGCUUUCCUGGUAAAUUUUACUAUUUUAAUGUUAAUAAUGGAGAAGCUGCUUGGAGUCUUACCGAAUUGGAUAAGCAAACUCUUAAAGACAUAGCUGUACCGAAAGUGACAAAUAAGUCUAAUAUUUAUCCAGAACCUAAUAGUCCCCCUGAAAAUAACACAGGGAUUUCAUUUAAUACAGACACAUCAUACAAGCUUCACCCUAACUGUAACAAAGUUUUAGAUCAAUCGAGUUUAGAGUCUCAAAUAUUUGGCCAAGGGUUUUUUCCCAAAUAUAUAUCAAAUGUUAACCCAUACAUGCCAAAUGUUAUGUGGACACCAGUACAGUUACCAACACCAAUGCUUGUGCCAAAUGUGCCAGAAGUAAAGAAACCAAUGUCUGAUCAAGUCACUCAGACACAAGAGUUUGAACAGGAAAGGCUUGUACAAGCAAGUGGAUUGUCUUUGUCAGAAAGGUUUCAUAUUUAUAAAAAUAAUAAUACUAAUGAGUCUUGUAAAAAUUCUAACAAUAAUGACAGUGAAAAUAUCUAUACACUUAACAAUAAUUGUAAUAGAUUGUUAAUACUUCGAAACAAGAAAUCAAAAGCAGCAAUUGACGGAAAUACUUUGUUAAGAGAGACAGUGCUAAAAAACUCUUUAAAUAUGAAAGUUAAAAAUUAUUCUGAUAAAAUCUCUCUAAAUGAGAAGGCUACUAAUUUGUUAAAUGAAACUGGAAAGCCUGAAAAAUUUGAUGAAAUAAAUCAAAUAAAAUUAGAUGAAUCAAUUGAUACCCCUCCCAAAAAAUUAGACAAAUCGGAUCUCAGACUACUCUUAGUAGCUAAGAAAGGGCAGAAAUUAAAAAUGGGGGACUCCUGUAAAAGGAAGUCAUUGGAAGACGAAAAUGUAAAUAAAAAUAUUACGAAUAUACAAAGUCAGAAUGUUCCUAAGAAGCGGGUCACUUUUAAUCUUGUAUCACAAUGCGAUGAGGAGGCAAGCGAUGGCGGAGACACUCGAAAUAGAAUGAAAUCCCCAACUGAAGUAAUACACAUAUUAAAGAAUUUAGGAAAAGCAUCCAUGCAUGUCAGUAUUUGGUUUAUUGUAGCGGAUUUAAAUGUUCUACUGAACGAGUUUGAAUACAUCGAGAGUUUUGUGCGAAAUGUACAAGAACCGGAGCAAGAUCUGAGUGUAUCGGUUUCUGUAGAAAUUAUGCAUUGCUGUCUUAAAUUAAUAGAAGAUAAACAUCAUGUGGUUUUGAUAACCACCGACACUGAGCUUUAUGCUGAAGGUAUAGCUCUAAAUGUUCAUUGCUACAUGCUUGAGCAAAUAAAAGCUGGUGUAGUAAAUAUACUAUUACAAUCUUCCUUCAAUUGUGAUAACUCUCGAAGUAACAAUAAAAGCUUAGAAAAUGUACCGUUUCUGGAGGAAACACAUAAUUUUCAACCAUUUAUUUUAAAAAGUAACGAAAGAUUGAUUGAGUCAAAAGAAAAUAUAACUACUUACAAUUUAAAGAAUUUAAAAGUUGGCUAUUCAGAUCUUAAAAGAAUCGUUCAUAACGAAAAAUGUGAUUUAAAAAACUAUUCAGAACUAUGUCACGAUAAAAGAGUUUGGAAAAUUGAUAAUAAUAAUUGUGAAAAAUCCCUGAGUAAAAAUAAAAGCUUAGAAAAUAUACAUUUGCAGAAAGUACAUAAUUUGCAGCCAUAUGUUUUAGAAAAUAAGGAAAGAUUGAUUGAGUUGAAAGAAGAUAUAACUACUCGAGAUUUUCAGAAUUUAAAAGUUAGCUAUUCAGACAUUAAAAGAAUCGUCCGUAAUAAAAAAUGUGAUUUAAACUACUAUUCAGAACCAUCUCACAAUGAAAGAGUUCUGAAAAUUGAUCUUAAUAAUCCUGUGAAUUCAAAUUUAGAAAAAUGUAAUUCAAAUACCACCCAAUUACAGCCAUAUAAAGAAACUAACUCAUUGAAUCAAUUUGUAACUAAUUCUUCAAAAGAAUCUAAAACUCAAAGGAAUGCAAAUGUUGAUUAUAAUCAGGUUAACAGAUUGUUAAAUGUUAAAAAAACCAUAUUUAAUGCAGAUGUUUCAACUCACAAUGAUAUUUCAGGAAACCAUAAAAAUAAUGCGUGUAUUGAUAUUAAAAACAAAAAGUAUGUUGAUAAAAAUAUAAUUUCUAGUGAUGGUUCAGAAAUUUAUGAUUCCUUGUGUCUAAGAAAAUUUAAUUCUUCUACCACUCGAAAACAUAUAAGAGAAGAUAAUAAUAUAGAUGAUUUUGAAGAUCCAGCGAUAUCUAUAGAAUUGAGUUUGUAUGAAAAACUAAAACAGUUCCAAUUGAAGAGCAAAGUGAUAGAAGACCGAAUAACUUUGCGGGCAGAUGAAUGGAUUUGCACUUUUACGCAAAUCAUGGAGAAUUUUAUGGUAGAUUUACUAAGAGAUGAAUCGGUUUCUAGUAUAAAUCCAUGCACAAUACUCGAAACUGCAGAUGAUGUAGCUAAAUUAUUUGAUGAUCACCCACCGAUCAAAAUAGCUGCCUAUGGAUUAUCGGCGUUAUAUAAUUUAAUAAAUCCGAAUGGUAAACUUCAAGCAAACAUAAAUCCUAAUGAUGUUUUAAAAACAAUAGGAUGUGGAAAGCUUUUGGUGGAAUCAAUUAAGACUAUUAGACCAAAUUCGGAAACUUUGAAGGAGACGGAAGAGUUGCUGGUCUACUUACUUCAUUGUAUAGAAAACCCUGAAACUGAUCCAAAGCACUUAGAAUUUACACAAACUCCACCAAAUAGCCACAUUGAUAUCGAGGAGGAUAUUUGUGCUCCUAAACAUGUGUUUGUGAAGGAACCUUCAGAAGUAUUAAUAUACCUAAAAAAAUAUGUCCCGGAAUGGAAAACAUAUAAUGAAAAAGUAGGAAUAAAACUUGGUGAUUGUACUAAACAAAUCAAAGACCUUAAUAAUUCACCAAAUAUUGUCAGGACCAUAGGUCGUCAUUUAAAUACAUUAAAAAUUAACAAUUAUAAUAAAAUUACUUUAGACUUUAAUGUAAAUAAUGACAAUGUAGAGGAAAGUAUUACAGCUAAUGAAAAAGAGGAUCAACGGGAAAGUAAUAAAAUUAUUAAGGCUAAAUCAAAAAGAUCUCAAGCAAAAAAUAUUCAUGAAAAAACAUUUGACUCUUUGCAAGAUUUCGACUUUCCUGUAACUCACGGAAACACAUUUAGUAGUAAUCAUAAAACGAAUUGCGGGCCAAAAGUUAUAAGAAAUGUCGGAAUUAUUAAGGCAUUUGAAGAUAAGUUAAAUAAUAAAUCGCUAGAAAAGUUCGAUUGUAAUUCAUUAAAUAAGCCAAACAGCCAUAUGAUUUAUGAAGAUAGAUUCGGAACAAAUAAACAUUUAAAGUUAAAUGAUAAGAUACACGGCGGAAAAGAUGUUUUAGACGGUAUAAGUGAAACAUUUACAGAUGAUACAGCGUAUGAGACGCAAGUUAAUAAUAUCUUUAAAAAAUCAGUGGAUAUUCAGUUCUUAGCUUCAGAUGCCUCCAAUGAUGACAGUGGAUUGGGAAAGGAAAACUACCACGCUUAUACAUUUAUAAAGACUUUUCUUGUUGAAAUGAGUUCGUCGUUGAAGUUAGUUUAUAAAUUUAUAAAUGACAGUGUUGUUGAAAUUAAAGGGAAAAAUAUCCAGGUAGAAAACAGGAAAGCUAUUUACGAUAAAUCAGAGAAAACGUAUAAGCUUCUAUCAGUUAUUACAGAUGAGUUAAAAAGAAUAAUUGAGAGGGAACCUGAAGAUGGCUCAACCAUAAAGUCAUUAUUAAUAAAAGCUGGAGUCGAUGUGACAGAUGACAAAAGAAUUACGCGAUACAGACAAGUUGUAACAAAAUGUUUAGAGCAAGUGCGACUUUUGCAGCAUGGUCUGAAGGUCCUGCUGAGCAUCACAAAUGAAAAUAGUAUUUCUAUGUCCAUAAUAUCGGAACAAGACUCAAAUAUUUGUUACUUCAAUAUAUUUGAAUGA
This is a messenger RNA of Parnassius apollo (apollo), 4011 nucleotides long. NCBI's taxonomy places the organism in Eukaryota, Metazoa, Arthropoda, Insecta, Lepidoptera, Papilionidae. The record is from the annotation of a GenBank genome assembly.